Trichosurus vulpecula (common brushtail) is the source of this 3919-nucleotide messenger RNA. It is a transcript of the gene STAT5A, whose product is annotated as signal transducer and activator of transcription 5A. The transcript has 19 exons. The record is from RefSeq and is a predicted model, not a curated record. Gene Ontology annotation, molecular function: DNA-binding transcription factor activity, RNA polymerase II-specific; RNA polymerase II cis-regulatory region sequence-specific DNA binding. NCBI's taxonomy places the organism in Eukaryota, Metazoa, Chordata, Mammalia, Diprotodontia, Phalangeridae. Gene Ontology annotation, biological process: regulation of transcription by RNA polymerase II; regulation of cell population proliferation; cytokine-mediated signaling pathway. Bases 142 to 2490 code for a protein of 782 amino acids.
GACCUUUGAGGAGGAAAUCGCUGCUCUCUGCUCCUUCCUGUAGUAGCAGCUUCAGCCGCAGCUGUUGCCGCGGGCCCAGGAGAGAAGAGCCCGGGCGCGGAGAGCUGCGGUCCGCUGCUGCGGGCUCGUAGGUGCAAAGUCAUGGCAGGCUGGAUCCAGGCACAACAAUUGCAAGGGGAUGCCCUCCGCCAGAUGCAGGUCCUCUAUGGACAGCACUUCCCCAUUGAAGUCCGCCACUAUUUGGCUCAGUGGAUUGAGAGCCAGGCUUGGAAUUCCAUUGACCUGGACAAUCCCCAAGACAGUGUCCAAGCUGCCCAGCUCCUAGAGGGCCUGAUCCAAGAGCUGCAGAAGAAGGCUGAACACCAAGUGGGGGAAGAUGGGUUUUUACUGAAGAUCAAGCUAGGCCAUUAUGCAACUCAGCUGCAGAGCACUUACGACCGCUGCCCCAUGGAGCUGGUCCGAUGCAUCCGGCACAUAUUAUACAAUGAACAGAGACUAGUCCGAGAAGCUACCAACUGUAGUUCUCCAGCUGGGAAUCUGGCUGAUGCUAUGUCCCAGAAACACCUGCAGAUCAACCAGACAUUUGAGGAGCUGCGACUGGUCACUCAGGACACAGAGAAUGAGCUGAAGAAGCUGCAGCAGACUCAGGAGUAUUUCAUCAUCCAAUACCAGGAGAGCCUCAGAAACCAGGCUCAGUUCUCCCAGCUGUCACAGUUGAGUCCCCAGGAACGCUUGACAAGGGAAACAGCACUUCAGCAGAAGCAGGUGUCCCUGGAGGCCUGGCUGCAGCGUGAGGCCCAGACUCUCCAGCAGUACCGUGUGGAGCUGGCAGAGAAACACCAGAAGACCCUCCAGCUGCUCCGGAAGCAGCAAACUAUCAUUCUGGAUGAUGAGCUGAUCCAGUGGAAGAGAAGGCAGCAACUGGCUGGGAAUGGAGGGCCUCCAGAGGGCAGCCUGGACGUUCUACAGUCUUGGUGUGAGAAGUUGGCUGAGAUCAUCUGGCAGAACCGGCAGCAGAUCAGGAGGGCUGAGCAUCUUUGUCAGCAGUUGCCUAUCCCUGGACCCGUGGAGGAGAUGCUGACUGAGCUCAAUGCCACCAUCACAGAUAUCAUCUCUGCUUUGGUGACCAGCACCUUCAUCAUUGAGAAGCAGCCCCCUCAGGUCCUGAAGACACAGACCAAGUUUGCAGCUACAGUGCGUCUCCUGGUGGGUGGGAAAUUGAAUGUGCACAUGAACCCUCCUCAAGUGAAGGCCACCAUCAUCAGUGAGCAGCAGGCCAAGUCUUUGCUGAAGAACGAGAACACUCGAAAUGAGUGCAGUGGGGAGAUUUUGAACAAUUGCUGUGUGAUGGAAUAUCACCAGGCAACGGGUACCCUCAGCGCACACUUCAGGAAUAUGUCCCUGAAGAGGAUUAAGCGGGCAGACAGGCGAGGUGCAGAGUCGGUGACGGAGGAGAAAUUCACAGUCCUCUUCGAGUCUCAGUUCAGCAUUGGGGGAAAUGAGCUUGUAUUUCAAGUUAAGACCCUGUCCCUUCCAGUGGUGGUCAUUGUUCACGGGAGCCAGGACCACAAUGCAACAGCUACGGUGCUAUGGGACAAUGCGUUUGCUGAGCCCGGCCGGGUGCCAUUUGCUGUACCUGAUAAAGUACUGUGGCCCCAGCUGUGCGAGGCUCUCAACAUGAAGUUCAAGGCAGAAGUCCAGAGCAACCGAGGCCUGACAAAGGAGAACUUGGUGUUCCUGGCUCAGAAGCUAUUCAACAGCAGCAGCAAUAACAUGGAAGAUUACAACAGCAUGGCCAUCUCUUGGUCCCAGUUCAACAGGGAGAACCUGCCAGGCUGGAAUUACACAUUCUGGCAGUGGUUUGAUGGGGUGAUGGACGUGCUGAGGAAACAUCACAAGCCCCAUUGGAAUGAUGGGGCCAUCUUGGGUUUCGUGAACAAGCAGCAGGCCCAUGACUUGCUCAUCAACAAACCUGAUGGAACUUUCCUGCUGCGAUUCAGUGACUCUGAAAUUGGGGGUAUCACCAUUGCCUGGAAGUUUGACUCCCCGGAUCGGAACCUGUGGAACCUGAAGCCAUUCACAACAAAGGAUUUCUCCAUCCGAUCCCUGGCUGACCGCCUGGGAGACCUGAACUAUCUCAUCUACGUGUUCCCAGACCGACCCAAGGAUGAAGUUUUCUCCAAGUAUUACACUCCUGUGCUUGGUAAAGCUGUGGAUGGAUAUGUGAAACCACAGAUCAAGCAGGUGGUCCCAGAGUUUGUCAGUGCAUCUGCAGAUUCUUCAGGGGGCAGUGCCACAUUCAUGGAUCAGGCCCCAUCCCCAGCCGUGUGCUCCCAGUCUCAUUAUAACAUGUAUCCCCAGAACCCUGACUCUGUCCUUGAUCCUGAUGCGGAUUUUGACCUGGAUGAAACCAUGGAUGUAGCAAGACAUGUUGAAGAACUUUUAAGCCGACCGAUGGACAGUCAGUGGAUCCCCCACACCCAGUCAUGACUCCUUACUCUGCCACUCCAAGUCUCAUCACCCUCUUCUCUCUUCUCCUUGAUGGGUGUUAAAUCCACGCAUCAUUGGAAACAAUACUCAUAAUGUGAAGUGUUGAUGGUUGUUGGGACCUCAGCAUUUCUGUGUGUGUGAUGCCAGUGGGGUGGGUGGGUAUGUAGCCAAGUGGUUUCUUCCCUUACCGUCUAGUGUUUGCCAGCAUCUUCAGGGCCUUAGGGACUGUGACUAUUUUCUCUUGUCUAAAAGCCAGUCUGUAAGCUUUGAUUAUUAGGAGGGAAAGGGAAGGGGUGGGGGGAGUGUUUUGUUUUUCUCUUUUGCCCUCUUAGCAGCAGUGGGGAGGGCAGGAUUGUAUGAGGGGAGUGGGAGGCAGAAUAUAAUUUCCCUGUGUGCUGGUUGUCUGAGUGGCUUCCCAAAUGCACCUGUAUGUAUGUGUGUGCACUUGUCCAUGCUCACAUACACGGAUGUCUGUGUAUAAUUAGUCAAUCCAUGUAGUAUAGUAGAAAGCUCUGGAUUUGGAGCCAGAGGGCCUAGAUUUUAAUUAUGGUUCUUCCUCUGUGUUACUCUUGUGCAACCCACUUAAUCUCUUCAGUUUCCGCAUCUGUAAGGGGUUGAACCAGAGGACCUUUAAGAGCCUAUCCAUAUUAAAAUCUAUGAUCCUACAAUCCCAUGUGCAAAAGGGUUUGGGCUAGGACUCCUUGGAAAUGCUUUACAGAUUGACCCAGCGUGUGAACCACCCAAUCAUUCUUAGGUUCCUCAGGGAGGUUACUCUGUAGUAGUCAUGCCCUCAGAGCGGUCCAGGAAGGGUUAACUAGAAAAAAGUUGUGGUGUAAGAGCAGUGGUUGCUAGAUCUCUUCCUCUCUCUUGGGUCAGGGGUCCUGACCCUUUAGGCCUGACUGUCCUCUCAUAUGUCUCUCUUUUCUUUUCCUGACCCACAUACCCUCCCCCACCCCCCACAGACCCCUGACCUUGGCAAUGACCAGAAAACAGGAUGACCUUGGCAGCAGGAGAGGGGAGAUAUCUGGAACAUAGUAAAAGGGACUUAAAGUCUUAAAAAAAAAAUCUGUCAGAGAAGGGAGAAACUACAACUGUAUGUAUGACUGGAGCCAAAAGCUGAUCUUUCAUGGUGGCCUUGGGAAUCUCAUUGCCAAUGAUUUUGGUACCAACAGGAGCCUUCCCCUAUCCUUGCAUUUGUCAGCUACCCAGUAUCCCUUUCAGCUCACCUAGCAGGCUGAGGACUAGAAAGAGUGGGAGAACAUUCAUCUGUGCUGUGUGGAAUGGCAGGGUUAAGAUUAAUAAUUGGAACACCUUUGAGGUCAGGGCAAGUAGGAGCCAGAGGAUGAUACCAUAUACUUUUUGUACUUUGUACAAAACAUUUGGAUAAAGUGAAGAAAUGCUGUUUUUGAAUAAAAUGCUUUUUAAAAAA